UGUAUGUUGUCGUGUGUCGUGGUUAGACUGUGGUGUGACACGAGGCUGGCUACACGGAGACCAGCGUCGCGAUGCAACCAGAGGAUCGUUCGCGGCGGUGCAUCGGGCUUCCUCUUGCUUCGACGAUAAUUGAAGUGUUCCGCCGGAAAAAGAGUCACCGAACUAUAUCGCGCUAGACUCGUUCCGUUCUUCCUUCUUUUUUUUUCUGGUUCAUUUCGAUCGCCUUUCGGUACUGUCUUCUCGUUGCCCGUUGGCCCCCGCAACAUCGAGUUCGUGUUUCGUUGACCAACCGUGAAACUAGCCCACGAAAUAUCGGACUGGGGAUGACGUUACUCGGCAAGCGACUGUUCAAUGGGAAAUUUCAUUGUCGCUGCGACAGGCGAUACGUAACGUCCGAGAUUAAACGGAUAUUGUUUUUUCGACAUAUGUAAAGUGGCCAGUGAUGGAAUUGGUUAGGGGGUGAAGGGUACGAAAGGAAUACCUUAAUUUUGCGACGCGAAACAUCGUUACGUAUUAUAUUUGUUGGUUACCGCUGCGAAGUUUUUAUAAAAUACGACAGGAAAUAAUGAGAGGAAGAGGUCACGCGUGAAAAUGGGAAAGUACGCGAUCGUUUUCUGUGAUGAAACGCGUAAAAAAACUAGGUGAAUGGAAUAACAUGGCUGUAUCGAUGCUCCAUCUGGAUCAACGAAGUUACGACCUCGUUAUCGAAGGUGCGCUCGCGUAAGAUCUUGGGGGAGCGUGUGUCGUUACCGCUGGAGGGUUGACAGCCUCCGGCAGGACAGGUACCCGGAAAAGGAAGUCCAGGAGCUGAGGACGGAUCAGGUGCGAGCUAGCAGCGAGGCCUAGCACCUGUUUCUUAGAGGAUUUUGACGUGGAGGGGUGGGGGGUGACGGGUAAUAGCACCUAAGGGCGGGUGGGGGGAUGCAGCUCGAAAGGGUGGCGGCAUGGAGGAGCCCUCGUUGGAGGCUCUCAUGCAGGCAGGCCUCAUCUGCGUGGUCGGUGCCGCCAUCAUCUUCUCGAAUCUCCUCAUCAUCCUCACCUACCUUAAUUUCCGUGGUCCCUCCGAGGUGAUAAACUAUUACUUGCUGUCUCUCGCAUCGGCGGACCUUCUUUGCGGUUUGCUGGUGGUUCCGUUCUCGGUGUAUCCGGCGCUGGUACGAAGAUGGGUCUAUGGGGACAUCGUGUGUCGUCUCGUUGGUUAUUUGGAAGUUACUCUCUGGGCGGUAUCCGUGUACACUUUCAUGUGGAUCUCCGUGGAUCGUUACUUGGCCAUCAGAAAACCAUUGCGAUACGAGACCGUGCAAACAAAAACACGAUGUCAGUGUUGGAUGGUCUUCACGUGGAUCAGCGUAGCGAUGAUGUGCUGCCCACCUCUGCUAGGUUUCCAGAAACCGAUUUUCGACCGGGAGGCGUUCAUCUGUAUGCUCGACUGGGGCAACAUGGCUGCAUACACCAUCACAUUGUCGAUCCUCGUGCUAGGUCCAUCGGUCAUCACCAUCGUCUACACCUAUUGCUACAUCUUCACAAUGAUGAGGCGACUUCGGUCCGGUGUGCUGAUACACGACAAAGAGUACGCGACGGCCCUUUCAGAAAACCUGAGCAAUCCGAGUCACAUCAUGUCUUUCGUCCUGGUGAUGGCGUUUUGGGUCUCCUGGGCACCGUACGCUGGUCUGCGGAUAUACGCUGUCGUUAAUGGACCGCCUCAGGUACCUUUUCUUCACUUCGCGGUGGUGUGGCUGGGGGUGACGAACAGUUUCUGGAAAGCGGUGGUCCUCGGUACCCUGAGCCCCCAGUUCCGACUGGCAGUUCGCGUGCUCUGUUUGACGCUGUGCUGCCGGCAUAGACGACUU
Molecule: messenger RNA, 1850 nt
Organism: Nomia melanderi (Alkali bee)
Lineage: Eukaryota; Metazoa; Arthropoda; Insecta; Hymenoptera; Halictidae
Gene: DopEcR
Product: G-protein coupled receptor DopEcR
Biological process (GO): G protein-coupled receptor signaling pathway; cellular response to hormone stimulus
Cellular component (GO): plasma membrane
Molecular function (GO): peptide binding; G protein-coupled receptor activity
Source: RefSeq, a predicted model, not a curated record